AGUGGACGCGAUUGGAGCCAUUGAGAUUGUCCCAAUGAUCAACAUAAACAGCCGUGCCUCCUGCAGCUCUUUCGUUUUCAUUUGUGAUCAAACAUUGCUAUCAAUUCAUAACUUUCCGAAAGAUGGCUGGUUUAGAGCUUUUGUAUAGCUGCGUAGCAGGCAGUAUUACCUGUCCACAGGACGUCGUUGUGUGUUUUGUUCACUGGGAAAUUGUAAAGAGUGGGUACAAGUGUAUUGGGUUGGGAGAUGAGCCUCUGAGUGGUGACAAGAAGUCGGAGUUGCUUCCUACAGGGUGGAACGGCAACAAGGAAUUGUACACCCUGCGGUACAAGUCAAAUGAUGACAAGUCUAAUUUAUUGGUAAAAGCCAUCACUGUGGAUUCCACCUUGAUCUUCAACUUAAUGGACUCGGCCACUGAACAAGUGUCAGACCUGACAAUGAAUGUCAGUGAUUAUGUGGACGCGGAUCAUUUGCAAACAUUUGAAAGUGUAUUCAAGAAUGCAGAAGAUUUGGCUCAGAAGGUGAAGAGCCAACUCCUUCCCUCAGUGCCCGCACCAAGAAAGAAAGACAAGAAGAGUAAGAGAGAGACAUCCGAUGACUCACAGCCGGACAGUGACCCUCUCCGCAUUCCAACAAGGCAUCCACAGACCAGCAGGCAGCCUAACUGGCCAGACCCCAUGGCUCCUUUCGCUGCAGGAGGAGCCGAUCUGGAUCCCUUUGGUGGUCGUGGAGGAGGAGGGAUGAUCGUGGACCCUUUGAGGGCUGGUUACCCCCGCUCAGGGUUCGACCCCUCUGGUGGGCUCCCUGGCGUCCUGCCCCCGGGAGCUGUGCCACCAGGGGCCCGCUUUGACCCCUUUGGGCCCGUCGGAAGACACAGACCUGGGCCAGACCCAGAUCACAUGCCGCCGCCAGGCUAUGAUGACAUGUUCAUGUAGAAGAAAAGGCACUUCCUGCUCCGCUCCUCACACUUCCUGGACCACUUCCUGUCUCUGCAAUGCAAGAGGAAUACACACUUAAAGACAUGCUCCGGAACUUUGGCAAAUUUUUCAAACCUCCCGCUUGAGCUGCCUGGAAGUGUCAAUGUGUAGUUCAUACAUGCAUAAUCUAUGAGCAGAAUUACGGUCUUACCUCAAUUAGCCACGAAAUUCCUAGUUUGAAGCAACUGUUUUUGUGGAAGCUGUGCUUUGCCAUUUUCCCCCAUGUGGGCCAGCCCCAUAGCAAUUUGAGUUCAGCCCCUCGCCAUACCAGUGACCGCUAGCAAGAUGCACAUGAUGUACACACGUUUCAGGGGGGGCACUUUUGGCUGUUGAGGGCUACCUUCAGAACUACUGGCUAAAAAGUAUACAAAAGUACUAGAGAAUCCCUUUAAUAAAACUGACAGACUAAUUUGUUCAGUGUGAGGAAUAAAGCUACAUUGCACAUAUUUUUGGGGGGGACUUAUCUGGAGGUGUUCUAAUUUUAAACAACAUUUGGGAGAUCCUAGAGUCUGAAAUGUUCAAGCAGCUAACAUUUGUUUUGAUUUUCAAAUGCUGCUUUCAAAGGCAGGCUUUUGCCACUUGUCUCCCCAAAAGUAGAAUGGGAAAAAAGAACUGUCAAUUUCAAGUCGUUCGUAUACACACCUACAGCAUUAGAAAUUAAUGAUUGAAUGAUAAAAGUUAUUAUGCCUGCUACCCGACUUAACAUAAUAGUAUGCUUUUGCUUACGUCUUAUUAAAAGAUGAUGGGAUGCUU
This is a messenger RNA of Coregonus clupeaformis (lake whitefish), 1730 nucleotides long. Its product is annotated as proteasome inhibitor PI31 subunit-like. NCBI's taxonomy places the organism in Eukaryota, Metazoa, Chordata, Actinopteri, Salmoniformes, Salmonidae. The record is from RefSeq and is a predicted model, not a curated record. The transcript has 7 exons. Bases 123 to 935 code for a protein of 270 amino acids. Gene Ontology annotation, molecular function: endopeptidase inhibitor activity; proteasome binding. Gene Ontology annotation, biological process: proteasome-mediated ubiquitin-dependent protein catabolic process.